Messenger RNA from Parnassius mnemosyne (clouded apollo), 273 nucleotides. The record is from the annotation of a GenBank genome assembly. NCBI's taxonomy places the organism in Eukaryota, Metazoa, Arthropoda, Insecta, Lepidoptera, Papilionidae.
AUGGGGAAGAGGAAAAGUUCUGAUAAUUCCGACAAAAUUAGAAAGAAGAUUAAGAAGCUAGAAAAGAAAUUGAGGAAGAAAGAAAAUCGUGAAAGCUCUAAAGAGAAUACUCCUUCGUUAGUGGAUUUAUCUAUGCCUAAUGUAACAAUUGCAGAGUCAUUAGAGGAAAAUACAAUCGAAGAAGUUCAGAUGGAAGGUCAAACAAACGCUUUAGACAAUGAUGACUUCCCAGAGGAGCUUUUAUUAGCCUUGGGACCAGAAGGAGAAGAAUAG